This is a messenger RNA of Anopheles coustani, 507 nucleotides long. It is a transcript of the gene Gpb5, whose product is annotated as thyrostimulin beta-5 subunit. Gene Ontology annotation, cellular component: cytoplasm; extracellular region. The coding region runs from base 1 to 507 and encodes 168 amino acids. The record is from RefSeq and is a predicted model, not a curated record. The transcript is spliced from 2 exons. Lineage: Eukaryota; Metazoa; Arthropoda; Insecta; Diptera; Culicidae. Gene Ontology annotation, biological process: G protein-coupled receptor signaling pathway. Gene Ontology annotation, molecular function: hormone activity.
AUGGCCGGUAAAGCGUCCGGCCGCCUGCUAGUUUCAGCCAUCUGUAUGAUCCUCACACUUGGCGGUGGAUCGGCGGCCGAUUCCGACUCGGAGCUUGCGAACCGCCCGAAGGAUGUCUACCUUGGAUGCCACAAGCGCCUGUUCACCUACCGCGUGUCGCAAACGGACAGCAAGGGGCGCGAGUGUUGGGACCACGUGAGCGUACUUUCCUGCUGGGGUCGCUGUGAUUCGAACGAAAUAUCUGACUGGCGCUUCCCGUACAAACGCUCGCACCAUCCGGUGUGCGUCCACGCUGGGCGUACGAAAGCGGUCGCCCUGCUACGCCACUGCCAUCCGGAUGCGGACCUUGUGGCGCGACAGUACGAGUAUAUGGAACCGAAAUCGUGCAACUGUCAGACCUGCUCCAGCACGGACACCAGCUGCGAAGGACCGAAGCAACUGAACACGGAAGCGGUGACGAAAAUUUUCCAAAUCGACGACGAAGAUACGGAACCGGAAUAUCCGUAG